Molecule: messenger RNA, 1280 nt
Organism: Elaeis guineensis (African oil palm)
Lineage: Eukaryota; Viridiplantae; Streptophyta; Magnoliopsida; Arecales; Arecaceae
Product: protein CDI
Source: RefSeq, a predicted model, not a curated record
GGUACCGUUACCUUGGGAGUCCGGUCCUCCGCUUCUCCCUCUAUUUAAACAUCCCCUCUCUCCACCAGUCUCCCACCACCUCCACCGUUCUCAAGUCUCCUGGAAAUCCUUCUUCCUCCCUCUCCUUCCAAAACCCUGAGACUCUCAAGAUUUCUAAAGGAAGCUUCACUGUUUCCUCUCUUGAUAUCUUUCCAUCUGCCGCCAUGACCAUCUCUUCCCUUGCGCAUGCGAACGGAGGGGGCCAGGAGGCCAAUGGCAAAACUCCUGCCGCCGCCCCCUUCAAGGUCUUCGUGGGGUACGACUCCCGCGAGGACGUAGCCUUCGAGGUCUGCCGCCACUCCCUCCUCAAGCACGCCUCCGUCCCGGUCGAGGUGAUCCCUUUGAAGCAACCGGAGCUGCGCGCCGCCGGGCUCUACAACCGUGAGCGCGAUCCCACCGAGAGCACCGAGUUCUCCUUCACCCGCUUCCUCACCCCCUACUUCGCCGGAUACCGGGGCUGGGCCAUGUUCGUGGACUGCGACUUCCUCUACACGGCCGACAUCAAAGAACUCAUCGAUCUCAUCGACGACCGCUACGCCAUCAUGUGCGUCCACCAUGAGUACGCUCCCAAGGACAGCGUCAAGAUGGACGGCGUGGUCCAGACCGUGUACCCUCGCAAGAACUGGUCCUCGAUGGUCCUCUACAACUGCGGGCACCCCAAGAACCGGGUGCUGACGCCGGAGCUCGUGAGCUCCGAGACCGGAGCGUUCCUCCACCGCUUCAUGUGGCUGGAGGACUCCGACAUCGGGUCGGUCCCCUUCGUGUGGAACUUCCUUGUGGGGCACAACAAGGUCGAUGAGGAGGACCCCAAGACGUUCCCCAAGGCCAUACACUACACUCUUGGGGGGCCCUGGUUCGAGGCCUACAAGGACUGCGAGUUCGGUGACCUCUGGGUCAAGGAGCUGGGGGAGGUGAAAAAGGUGAUUGAGGUUUAAGCUAAGAGCCAAAUGUGGUGGAAGCAAUAUAAAUAGUAACUUGAUAAGGAAUCGUCGUAUGCCUCCCUUUCAUUCCACCAAAAAAAUAACAAUAAUAAGGAAUCCUAGUAUGAGAUCUUGUUUAAUCUCGCUCUUCUUGUAAUUUCUUGCAUGCAUGUGUUUGGUUUCAUUUACUUGCAGCAAGGAUUGCCUUCUUAGCUACAAUAAGUGAAUUGGAAAUGUGGGAACUCAUGAGGUCCCGUGUGCUUGAAUAAUGUAUUUGAGUUGGUGCAAAUUAUGAGAAUAUGCAAAUUAGCGAUAUCUUUA